Molecule: messenger RNA, 6982 nt
Organism: Oncorhynchus nerka (sockeye salmon)
Lineage: Eukaryota; Metazoa; Chordata; Actinopteri; Salmoniformes; Salmonidae
Gene: rbpjl
Product: recombination signal binding protein for immunoglobulin kappa J region-like
Exons: 12
Coding region: 234-1826 (530 amino acids)
Biological process (GO): regulation of transcription by RNA polymerase II
Cellular component (GO): nucleus
Molecular function (GO): RNA polymerase II cis-regulatory region sequence-specific DNA binding; DNA-binding transcription activator activity, RNA polymerase II-specific
Source: RefSeq, a predicted model, not a curated record
UCCAGAAUGGAGAAAGGGGUGGGGGUAACAGUAACACACUACCAUUAGCGCUAACACACAGUAUCCAUAUUAGUGAGUCACAGUGAAUUCACAGGCAGAGCUGUAUUGAAUGGAGCGGAGUGGCUUCUCCGAGGAAGUAAAGCACAGUAGCAGCAGAACCCCUGUUGUUGGGACAUGCAUGGUGUAGCUACAAAAGGACUUCCUCUUUUCAGGUUUAGCACUGCUACCAGACCAUGCAGAGCCUCGUCGGGGAGGCAGAAACUGGGGAAGAGAGGCGAGAAGCAUCAUUGCAGAUAACGGAUUCCUUGGACACCGCCCACACAUACCAACCCUGGGAUUCGCUAACUCACCUGGCGACGGUGCUGGGUAGGACAGAACCUCGGCCGUCGGAAUGGAACAGCAGAUUGGACCAAAGUUUCUCUCCACUGCCCAGAGUGACCAGGGAGUCAGUGAGACAGUAUCUGCAGUUUCCCCCUGACCAAUCUGUGCGAAUACUCCAUGCAAAGGUCGCCCAGAAAUCAUACGGCAACGAGAAACGGUUCUUCUGCCCUCCUCCUUGUGUUUACAUCAGUGGCUCAGGAUGGAAACUGAAACAAGAUGUUUUGAAUGCCACUGGUGCAGGGGACUCCUGCUACAGACUCUAUGGUUAUAUGGGCCUGGACAGCUCCUGUGUGACCCAGGCAGACACCUCCAAACUAGCCUUCGAGGACCAGCCUGAUGCCAGGAUGUUUGCCUGCGCCAAGUCCCUGUACAUCUCUGACACAGACAAAAGGAAGCACUUUCGCCUGGUCCUCAAGCUCUUCCUUGGUAACGGGCAGGAGAUUGGCUCCUUCCUCAGUAAGCUGAUCAAAGUUAUCUCCAAACCGUCCCAGAAGAGGCAGUCUAUGAAGAACGCUGACUUGUGCAUUUCCACGGGGUCGAGGGUGGCUCUAUUCAACCGCUUGCGGUCCCAAACGGUCAGCACACGUUACCUGGCCGUAGAACGAGGGGCCUUUGUAGCCAGUGCCAGACAGUGGACUGCAUUUACAGUCACUCUAGUGGAUGACCAGCAUGCUGACUCGGAGGAGUUCACGGUGUGUGAGGGUUUCAUCUGCUACGGCUGUGUGGUUCAGCUGGUCUGCACUGACUCCGGGGUGGCCCUGCCCCCCAUGGUGAUCCGCAAGGUGAACAAGCAGCACGCCAUCCUAGAUGUGGACGAGCCCGUCUCCCAGCUUCACAAGUGUGCCUUUCAGUUCAAGGACAACAGCCAGAUGUACCUCUGUCUGUCUAACGAGAGAAUCAUACAGUACCAGGUCUCAUCCAGUCUGAGGGAGCAGAGCAGAGAGGUGCUGAACGAUGGAUCAUGUUGGACCAUCAUCGGUACAGAGGCAGUGGAGUAUACGUUCUGUGAGGGCCUGGCCUGCGUUCAGAGCGCCAUCAGCCCAAUACCUGUCAUCACAGGACUGGAGGUGAAUGGUGGAGGACACGUAGCCAUGCUAGAAGUAAAUGGAGAAAACUUUGGCCCCCAUCUGAAAGUUUGGUUUGGAAAUGUGGAGGCAGAAACUAUGUUCAGGUCACCAAAGUCCAUGCUGUGUGUGGUUCCAGACGUGUCCGUGUUCAGUGGGGAGUGGAGAUGGCUGCGGCACCCCAUCACCGUACCUCUGUCCCUCAUCCGUCUGGAUGGUCUGAUCUACAGGAGCACCUUCAGCUUCACCUACACCCCUGAACACAACACCCCCCCGCAGGCCAGAGGGGCACUGCAAAAUGCCCCAGAGUCUGACACUCUCAUAGACUUCAUCCACCAAGAGUUCACACGCACCAACUUCCACUUGUUCAUGCAGAACUAGCUAGUAGGGCUGGGCUGCAUUAUGAUUCUUUACCCUUCUCCUGAGGUGUGCACUCAUUCACCCCCCCUCCUGCAUUUAAAAGCAUUGGAUCGGAGCAAGCAUGGCUGGGGGAAGUUUCCACCAUAUUCCUGACAGCAGCUCAUUCCUUUUUCUUCUUUGUUUAGAGUGCUUUUUAUGUCCCUCAGGAAUUAUGUAUGUACAUGUUGCUAAACACUCAAUUGAACAGUUGGAUCACAUACAUACAUAGUGCUCCCGAGGCUCCCGAGUGGCGCGGCUGUCUAAGGCACUGCAUCUCAGUGUUAGAGGUGUCACUACAGACCCUUGUUCAAUUCCAGGCUGUAUCACAACCGGCUGUGAUUGGGAGUCCCAUAGGGCGGCGCACAAUAUGCCCAGCGUCAUCUGGGUUAGGGCUUAGCUGGGGUAGGCUGUCAUUGUAAAUAAGAAUUUGUUCUUAACUGUUAAGGAUAAAUAAAUACAUCUAUGCAGUAAAGUUACUAAAGGUAUUUGUUUUCUCUGUAAAUCCCCAUUUUGGCAUGUCCCAAGUCAUGUACGUCCAACUUCUAGGAAGAAUUUAACCCACUUAACCCCAAGAUUUCACCAAGUUUUCACUAUCAUUUUGAAGCCCUAGUUAUUUUGUUGCUUUGGGAAAGAAAUUUCAAAUGAUUUUUUACUUGUAUAAUGUGGUUAGUAAUUAAUGUACAUGUGUCCCUCAGGUGAGAUGGUUCUACUCUUUUUGGACAUUUUCUGGUACACGUCAACCCUGUUACCCAUAGAAAUGUAUUAAAAAGUAAUAAUUUUUGUUAAGGUUGCAUAAAAUUGCACCUCCCCCCUGCACACAAAAAGCUCCCAUUCCCCCUGUCACAAGGGGAGAUAUUGCUGAUUUAAGAUUAAAUCCACAACCCUUUUACGGUCAACCCUGUAGCUGUAAUAGACAUUUUAUAGUAAUCUUUCUUUAAAUGUAACCUUUUGACAAGGAAAGCAUGUUUAUUAAGACAUAAUAGCACAUCUACUUUGUGCAUGACAGUGCUCUUUAUGACAGUGUUAAAAUUAGGUGAAAUAAAUAGUUAUUUUUGACAAAUUACACUACCCAAAAGGCACUCUAUUUGUGAAAUGACACAGCAGUACUUACUGCAUCUUCAUUACAAUGGUCUUCUCUUCACAUCUUCGGUAAGGACAGGAGAGGCCUGUGUACAAACAACUGUGACAUGUUGCUUAAAAUAUGUACAGUUGAGGUUGGAAGUUUACAUACAACCUAGCCAAAUACAUCUAAACUCAGUUUCACAAUUCCUGAUAAUUAAUCCUAGUAAAAAUGUAUUCCCUGUCUUAGGGUCAGUUGGGAUCACAACUUUAUUUUCAGAAUGUGAAAUGUCAGAAUAAUAGUAGAGAGAAUUAUUUAUUUAAGCUUUUACUUCUUUCAUCACAUUCCCAGUGGUUAGAAGUUUACAUACACUCAAUUAGUAUUUGGUAGCAUUGCCUUUAAAUUGAUUCACUUGGGUCAAACGUGUCGGGUAGCCUUCCACAAGCUUCCCACAAUAAGUUGGGUGAAUAUUGGCCCAUUCCUCCUGACAGAGCUGGUGUAACUGAGUCAGGUUUGUAGGCCUCCUUACUCGCACACACUUUUUCGGUUCUGCCCACAAAUGUUCUAUAGGAUUUAGGUCAGGGCCACUCCAAUACCUUAACUUUGUUGUCCUUAAGCCAUUUUGUCACACCUUUGGAAGUAUGCUUGGGAUCAUUGUCCAUUUGGAAGGCCCAUUUGCGACCAAGCUUUAACUUUAACUGAUGUCUUGAGAUGUUGCUUCAAUAUAUCCACACAAUUUUCCUGCCUCGUGAUGUCAUCUAUUUUGUGAAGUGCACAUGUCCCUUUUGCAGCAAAGCACCCCCACAACAUGAUGCUGCCACCCCUGUGCUUCAUGGUUGGGACGGUGUUCUUCGGCUUGCAAGCCUCCCCCUUUUUCCUCCAAACAUAACGAUGGUCAUUAUGGCCAACAGUUCUAUUUUUGUUUCAUCAGUCCAGAGGACAUUUCUCCAAAAAGUACGAUCUUUGUCCCCAUGUGCAGUUGCAAACCGUAGUCUGGCUUUUUUAUGGCCGUUUUGGAGCAGUGGCUUCUUCCUUACUGAGCGGCCUUUCAGAUUAUGUUGAUAUAGGACUCUACUGUGGAUAUAGAUACUUUUGUACCUGUUUGAUUUUCACUUUUCACACCAAAGCCCAUCACCUCUAUGAGACCGAACGCGUCUCCUUCCUGAGCGGUAUGGCGGCUGCGUGGUCCCAUGGUGUUUAUACUUGCGUACUAUUGUUUGGACAGAUGAAUGUGGCACCUUCAGGCGUUUGGAAAUUGCUCCCAAGGAUGAACCAGACUUGUGGAGCUCUACCAAAAAAAUUCUGAGGUCUUGGCUGAUUUUUUUCUUUUUUUCCAUGAUGUCAAGCAAAGAGGCACUGAGUUUGAAGGUAGGCCUUGAAAUACAUCCACAGGUACACCUCCAAUUGACUCAUAUUAUAUCAAUUAUCCUAUCAGAAGCUUCUAAAGCCAUGACAUCAUUUUCUGGAAUUUUCCAAGCUAUUUAAAGGCACAGUCAACUUAGUGUAUGUAAACUUCUGACCCACUGGAAUUGUGAAACAGUGAAUUAAGUGUAAUAAUCUGCCUGCAAACCAUUUUUGGAAAAAUUACUUGUGUCAUGCACAAAGUAGAUGUCCUAACCGACUUGCCAAAUCUAUAGUUUGUUAACAAGACAUUUGUGGAGUUGUUGAAAAACUAGUUUUAAUGACUCCAACCUAAGUGUAUGUAAACCUCUGACUUCAACUGUAGAUAAUGAAGCAUAAGCAUGCAUGUCUCAGUUAAGCUCGGAGAGAAACACAUUUUUUGGCAACAUACCUUUUUUGGCAAGUAUGAUUUCCCAAAGCGUUUAUUAAUAACAUGCCAUGAUGAGGCCAUGGUGUGUUAAUCUAUAAUCCAGAGGAUGCCUGUCAUAUUUGUUAAUCUCAACAUGAAUAAUUUAUCGCUCCAUUUAUUCAAAGUAGUGGAUGGCAGCGACAACACUCAGUCAGUGGGCCAAUUACGAGGCUCUGAGAUUUCAGACUACAUUAUAGGUCCUCAUUGGCUAGUUGUCUUCUUGCUGCUGUAGUGCAGCUGCCCUGAGAGCUAAAGGCUGAUUUGUAUCACUUAACCUGGGAAAACCAGGUAGGCCUGAGAACGAGAACAAUACAGCCUUGAGUCACACACUAACCAGGCAGUGUGUGUCACUCUGUGCAAGUCAUCUAUGAUGUGAUGUGUUCAGUGAUAUUGAUACUACCAGAACAUUUUUGGUAGUUUUAUAUUCACAAAAACUGUUAAACCACUGUUGCAAGGACCUGUGGAAGAGUUUAAAUGUGAAGGUUUUGCUAACCUUGUGAAUGCAAACCAAUUAUAAAACAGGGAAAUGUAGCCUACACACAAUAGCUGACUGGGCCGGAAAGUUUUCCUCUAGUGGAUUUUUAUUCCUUCAUUACUACUGAUAUGUGAUUGAGGUAGAAAUAUUAGAUGUAAAUUAUAACCUUUAAAUGAUUCCAGUGCUUCAGACAUUUUUCACACGUGGCUUUAUUUAGCUGCUCUUUUACUGGACCUUUAAAGGUAGUAACUCUUUAAACGUAAUGGGAUAGUUCAGCGAAAUUAUGUGCUCAGAUAUUUGUUUCCUUACCUCGUAAGCAGUCUGUGAACUUGUCUAAUUAGUGACUGCAAUCCACACUUUGGUUUUGACAGAGAAGUCACUGCCAAGAAAUGCUAAUGUUCGGGUGAAAAACGUUAUUUUACUCAGACUAGAGUUUGUCUGAAGUUACACAUCACACUAUUCCAACAGUUUGACUGUUUUGGAAUAAAAUGUUUAAUAUAUUUAAACAUCCUUUGUAUUGCAUGCUUAUUGAUGUGUUCUAGGAGACAAUGUCUACCAAUGGUAUGCCCAUCUUUUUGUGAGAAAUUACACUGGUCACGCAAAACAUUUUCUAAAGUAUUUGUAAAGUAUAAAUAGCCCACACUCGAUUAGGCCACGCAAGACUGUCAAUGGUGGGUGUAGCUGGUGCAUGGAAGUCAGGUCGCAGGAGAGCAGAGUUGAGUGAACACGAAGCACUUUACUGAGGCAAAUAGUAAGACCAGAACGCAACAGAGUCACCAAAACCAAAUGCCCAAAACAAGUAAGGCAGCACAAAGUACCACAAACAAAGUACAAAGUACAGGCUGCCCCAACACACAGGUAUACAUAAAGCCUGGCGCUAACCAGCCGGAAGCGUGCCAACCUCGACAAUAAACAAUACCCCACACAGACAUGGAGGGAACAGACGGCUGAAUACGCAUAGUAAUGAUGAUGAGAUGUAAACCAGGUGUGCAGGAAAACAAGACAAAAUAAUGGAAAAUGAAAAGUGGAGCUGCGAUGGCUAGAAGAUCGGUGAUGUCGACCACCGAACGCUGCCCGAACAAGGAGAGGGACCGACUUCGGCAGAAGUUGUGACAAAGAUUGUAAAUUGUUUAUAAGGACCAAUAUUAAACAUUGUAUGAAUGGAGUAAUGAUUAACAAAUGCAAAAAAAACUAUGUACAAAUCCAUUAUGAAUGGUUAUUACGUGGAGUUAUUAGAAAGUGCUACCGGUGUAGGCUCUCUAGGAACUCUGGAGGAGCUGAUUGUCUGGAGGGAAUAGAGACGUGCCUUUCUUCCUUUCGUCAUUAACAAGACAAACAUGCGUGAGAGGAGGCCAACUAGCUGUGGUCCCCCUAAACUGUUUAAUGUGUUGAAGAAUUAAGAACUCCUCAAACCCGCAACAUGAAAAGGCCCUUCUUGCACUUGGGUCUUUCUAUAAACUAGGGUACCAGUGAGGAUUUCCUACACUGGACAACUUGUUACAACUGUUAAUAAGUCAUUGAUAAUAAUCAGACAAUUUUUUUCAUGUCGUUCCAUUAGAAUGUAAGGGGGAAUCAUAGCUAUUUUCAAUAUAAAUGUAUUUAAAUGUAUUUUUAAAUGUGUUUAACCCUUUAAAUUGUGUGACAUAAAACAGUACUUUUCUGUCCUUGCAUUUAUGGCAGUGUAAGUUGUUGUUAUAUCAUAUAUUAAGCAUUAAUCAGUUAAAUUAGACAUUGAACUUGAACCCUGUAAGAAUCCUGGAUCUAGCUGUCUGAAAGUUUUUUCUAUUGCGAUC